Messenger RNA from Diversispora eburnea, 1941 nucleotides. The record is from the annotation of a GenBank genome assembly. NCBI's taxonomy places the organism in Eukaryota, Fungi, Glomeromycota, Glomeromycetes, Diversisporales, Diversisporaceae.
AUGAUAUGGAGAUUAAAAUUUGCUAUUAGAACUUAUAAGGAUUCAUCAUUCCUUUGGCAUCUUCUUUUAUAUCUAUUUAAACAAGAUGAAAAGCUCAUAUAUAAUGAUUUGACAUUUGAGGAUAUAAGACGAAUAUUAUUAACAAACUCUACUCAAGAAUUUGUCGAUUUGAAAAAUAAUCAUGUACACAUUAAAGAAGGAAUACAAGUUCAAAAUUCAAAUUUAACACUUUGUACAUUACAAUAUUUGAUAAGAAUAGGAUGUGAACGGAAUGAAUCUUUAAAAGAAGCAAAAUUUUGGUUAAAAACAAUGAAAAACUUAGGGUUCCCACCAACGUUACCAGAUUAUCUUAACAUUAUUAAUCAAACCAUCAAUUUAAAGGAUUUCGUUGAUGCUCGUGUAUAUAUAAUGAAAUUAAUUGAGGAUGGUCUUAAUCCAACUAUAAAUAAUAUAGAUGAAUAUCUAAGGAACAUGAGCAAUAUAAAAUUAGAUUUGGUUGAAACAUUUUACCAAGAAUCUUUUAGUGAAGGAUAUUUUGAGAAAAAUAAAAAUAAUUAUAAUUGGUUACUUUUAUCAUACGCAAAAAGAAAUGAUACAAGUCACGUAGCGAAAUAUUUCAAUGAGAUGUGGUAUAAUAAAAGAAUAUAUCCUGACUCCUUGUCAUUUCAAAGUUUAAUAGCAGCUCAAAUUGGAAUUUAUGGAGACAGUAGAAAAUAUCCUAAUUACGCUGAAGUUUUAAGGGUAGCACUCAAUGUUUAUUACAUUAUGAAAAGAGAUUUUUGUUUGCAACCAAAUUCUUUUAUUAAUUAUUCUUUAUUACGAAGAAUAGUUUCUCCCACAUUUGAAUUUAAAUUAGAUGAUUAUAGUGUUCUUUGUGAAUUAACUGAAGGAUUAUUAUUAUCUUGUCAAAAAGAAAAUAAUUUAAUUCGAGAUAGAGUGAAUGAAAAAUUUUUGCUUAGAAUAUUUGAUAACCUUUUACUUCAUAAAUAUUUAAAAGAAGCUCAAUUAAUAUAUAAAGAAUUUUGUAAACAAGAAUCUGAAAAUGGAAUGGAAAUUUGUGCAAAAAAAUUGUUAGAAACAUAUGCAAAUUUAUAUGAUCCAAAUACAGCAAAAAUAUUUUUAUUUGAAUUAAUAUCCAAAAAAUUUAUGCCACACCCAAGAUUUUAUAGAUUAAUACUUGAAGGAUAUUUAGAUAAUAAUGAUCUAAUAUCUGCUUUAAAUUUUUAUGAGAUUAUUAAAGAACAUGGAAUAAUACCAAAUGAAGUAAGUUAUUUGAAAUUUAUUAAAAUAUUAGUAUAUAAUCAAGAGAUCAAGAAAGCGAAAGAAAUUUUUAAAGAUAUUGUUCAAUUUUAUAAAGAACCUUGUAUAGAAAUAUUUAACACAAUUAUUCAUGGAUUUUAUAUAAUGAAUGACAAUAUUUCAGCACAAGACUUUAUCAAAGAUAUGAAAACCAAUUAUCAUAUAAAACCUAAUAUAUCUACUUAUAAUGUACAAAUUCAAGGAUAUGGUAGAGUGAAAUGGUGUAGUAUUAAAGGAUUUGAAAAAAUUUAUGAAAAUAUGAUAAAUGAUGGGAUUCAACCAGAUACUAUAACAUAUAGAAAUUUGAUUGUGACAAGUAUUAAACUUGGACAUAUUGAAGGAGCGAAAAAAUAUUUUCAAGAAAAUGUAAAAUCACAAGUUAAGGUAAAUUUUAGAGGUGGAAUUACAUUAAUGAAUGCUUUAGCAGCUACAGGAAAGAAAUCUGAUAUGCGAUUUUGUUGGGAUAUUUAUCAAAAAUUAAAAGCUUCUUUCGCUGGCAAAAAAGUGGAUAGACAAGUUUUCGAAACAUUAUUAUUUGGAAUAUAUAAAUCAGAAAGUUUAAAGAUGAUAGAAUUAGUUAAAGAGGAAAUUGAAAAAAAUGGAUAUAAUAUUGACGUGUUGUCAAAGUUUUUAGUAAAAUAA